Messenger RNA from Cuscuta epithymum, 1814 nucleotides. NCBI's taxonomy places the organism in Eukaryota, Viridiplantae, Streptophyta, Magnoliopsida, Solanales, Convolvulaceae. The record is from the annotation of a GenBank genome assembly.
GCGCGCGUGCCACUUCCACCAUUUAACCCCACUCUACAAUAGCACACAGCUCUUCCUGCCCUAUUCAGACUUCGGGAGGACUCCGAGGGACAUUUCUCUUCGGCGGUGAGCGAUUCAUGAACUGUAUACAGCAUCCACCACGGGAGACUAACACCACAUCUUUCAUGACGAUUUAAACGGGUGUCUUGUGAUUUUGACGCUCCUAUAUAGUACACAGAAACAUUCGUACGUUUGAUCGGUGAUAUAAGGUUUUUGAGUUUACGAAUGGUCAAAUGGAGCAUCCAUCAUCACGAGUUACGAUAACCUUGGGUCGCAGUGGUCAGGUGGUAAAGAAGGCAGCUUCUCCUUCAGAUUUUUCUUUUGCUGGUUCUCGGUCAGCAGUUGGGAGUAAACGGUCUGUCAGAGAUAGGCUAGGAGGUGUUGUGGGUUCAACUUCGCAACUCACUAAUAAACGUCAGCGUGGAGAUGGCAGCAGAUGGAGCAGUAGCACUUAUAGUGGUGUUGAUGACACAAGCCUUGAUAGAGAUGACCUUCGGUUCAAAAUCAUGCGGAAAAGUGUGCUGAACAACAGAAGGCAAAGUAAUGAAAAACAUAAAGGAGUUGACCUGCGUGAUGUGCUUUCAAGGUCCGCACAAUCUUCAAGUAGACCAACCAAUACACAGCCAUAUAUAACUGAGUCAAAGGAGACUAGGCGUCACUACACAGACCCUUGGAAUAGUAGACAGCAUAUGCUCGAGGGUAGGGAUGGUAGACAAUACAUACCUGACAGCGGCAGGGAGUCUCGAUCCCUAGUUUUAGAUCCCAGGGAUAACAGACAGCAUGUUUCAGAUCCGGAGGAUGUUAGAUAUCACAUGCCUCAGAGUCGGAGUUCUGACAUUAUGAGACAAAUUCCUUCUGCAAGAAAUGUGGAUGUUUUACCUUCGGUGGACUCGAGAAGGUCGUUUUCACCCUGGACCUUGGAACGCUUAAGGCGAAAAUCACCAGAAGGAAUUUUAAGCUCUAGAGGUGUUUCACCCCCAAUGAGGGGGGAUGAGUUACAGAGAAGACCUACAGUAAGGGCAUAUGAUGACCCUAGACUGGGCUCACACAUUAGCAAAGAUAUGUCUCAAUUUUCCCGCCCUAUGAGUUCUACAUAUUUGCCAAACACACCUGUACCUGCUAGAACAAUAAUGCCAUUGCAUGCACCAAUUCCUCAAUCUGGUAGUCUAGUUCAGAGAAGCACAUAUGUGGUCGAGGAUAUACCUACUGUGGAUGGAUUCUUGCAUUCAUUGGGUUUGGAUAAAUAUGCUAUAAAUUUUAAAGCUGAGGAGGUGGAUAUGCAUGCAUUGAGGCAGAUGGGUGACAAUGAUCUUAAGGAGUUGGGUAUACCUAUGGGACCAAGAAAGAAAAUCCUACUUGCCUUAUCUCGUGCUAAGCGCCAACCAUAAGAGUCCAGCUGCUGUUGAAAAGAAAUAUCAUAGGCUUGUUUGUCAUGCAGUUAUAUUGCUGAAAUGAGUCUUUCUCAAAAAUCAUGUCACUAGGUGGCAUUUUAGCUGUCUGUUGUGUCCGUUGGAUUAUUCAAUGUUUUGUGCCUGAUCAAGUUCUUUCAAAAGUUGUAGAAACUCAUCACAAAUCUUUGUACAUGCAAAAAGGCUUUGUCAACUUUUGCUCAUUUCAUGACAAAAAUGAAAAGCUUUGGUAAUACUUUUGUUGCAACUUGUGAGUUUUGGCCCUAAUGAGCACUUACUUUGUCAACAUAUUUUAUCCUAUAUGGGUCAAUUGGUUACUGCAUUUUCAAAUCCAAGAUGAAUGCAGUUAGAUACAGUGUACUAUAA